Lagopus leucura (white-tailed ptarmigan) is the source of this 2785-nucleotide messenger RNA. It is a transcript of the gene SKIC2, whose product is annotated as Ski2 like RNA helicase. NCBI's taxonomy places the organism in Eukaryota, Metazoa, Chordata, Aves, Galliformes, Phasianidae. Gene Ontology annotation, molecular function: RNA helicase activity; ATP binding; nucleic acid binding. Gene Ontology annotation, biological process: nuclear-transcribed mRNA catabolic process, 3'-5' exonucleolytic nonsense-mediated decay. Gene Ontology annotation, cellular component: Ski complex. The record is from RefSeq and is a predicted model, not a curated record. Bases 1 to 2769 code for a protein of 922 amino acids. The transcript is spliced from 21 exons.
AUGCCGCACUUGUUCCGCUCGGCUGCAGCACUUCCGCUCGGCAUCCGGAACUUCCGGACUCUCCCAAGCGGCUCUUCCAGUCCCCUCGAAUCCCCCCAAAGGACCUUCAGAUGCCCCACUCACAAGAAAACUCUCCACCAAGGGACCCCCCUAAAGAGCCCCCUUUAUGGAAUGCUCUCAGUGACCCUUCAUGUUCCCACCUCCCCCCAGCUCCCCCAGGGCCUCCCGCCCUUCACUCCUCCCCUGACAGCGGAGUUGGAGCAGCGCUUCCUGCAGACCCCCUCCUGGCUGCCCCCCCACCAACAUGAACGGGCUCAGAGGCGCUGGACGCGGGUGCCCACCCCCCGCGCACUGUUUGUGUUGGAGCCGACGCCGGUGCACAGCAGCGUGCGGGCACUGCGGGACCCUGGCACGGGGGCUCUGCAGGGCUUUGUUGAGGAGCUGCAUGAGGACGCGGGGCUCCCCUCUCCCCCAGACACCGGUGACGUCCCCCAGUGGGAAGGUGGUUUGGAGGAACCCCCCCUGGAGUUGCUCCACACCCAGGGGCCAAAUGAAGAGGAUUUGGACCUUGAAAAUGAUUUACUGACCACCCCCCCCGGGCUGAAACGUGGUGUUGAGUUUCAGGCCAGAGCCCCCGGAGCCCGGGGGGGGGCACCAUCACUCUGUAGUGUUUUGGGGGCGUUGGAUUCCUUGGAGUUGGGGGGGACGGAAGAAGAGGAGAAAAAAGAGGGGGAGGGUGCUGGGGGGGGUGCCCCCUCUCAGCAGCCCGCUGACAAAGGAGGGCAGCCUUCCCCCACACCCCCCCUGCGCCGUGCCGACAGCCUGGAGGAGCUGGUGAUGGGGGAGGUGCUGGUGCCCCCCACCACAGCCACCCCCCCUGUGCCCCCGCAAAGCGAGGAGGAGGAGUGGGCCGUGGAGGAGGACUGCAGCGUCCCCGUGGAGGACUUUGAGGAGAAGAUCCCAGAUCCAGCAUUCAAGUGGCCGUUCCGCCCUGACGCCUUCCAGCAGCGCGCGGCGCUGUGCCUGGAGCGGGGGCAGUCGCUGCUGGUGGCUGCUCACACCUCUGCUGGCAAAACUGCCGUGGCCGAAUACGCCAUCGCCUUGGCACGGCGACACAUGACACGGGCCAUCUACACGUCGCCCAUCAAGGCGCUCUCCAAUCAGAAGUUCCGUGACUUCAGGGCCACCUUUGGGGACGUGGGGCUGCUGACAGGGGACGUGCAGCUGCGUCCCGACGCCUCCUGCCUCAUCAUGACCACUGAGAUCCUGCGCUCAAUGCUGUACAACGGCUCUGAGGUGCUCCGUGAGCUGGAGUGGGUCAUCUUCGACGAGGUGCACUACAUCAACGACGCUGAGCGCGGCGUGGUGUGGGAGGAGACGCUGAUCCUGCUGCCUGAGCACGUGGGGCUGGUGCUGCUCAGUGCCACCAUCCCCAAUGCCCUUGAGUUCGCCCAGUGGGUCGGCCGCACGAAGCGGCGCCGCCUGCGGGUGCUGAGCACUCGGCAGCGCCCGGUGCCCCUCGAGCAUUUCCUCUACACCGGCGGCGGCGGAGCCCCCUCACCCCGCGAUCUCUUCCUGCUGCUGGAUGCGCGGGGUGCCUUCAGCACCCAGGGGUACUACGCCGCAGUGGAGGCGCAGAAGCAGCGGGCGAGCAAACACGCGCAGAGCUUUGGAGCCAAACAGCCCCAUGGGGGAGGCAGCGGCCCCGGGCAGGACCGUGCCAUGUGGCACUCGCUGGUGGCGCUGCUGCAGGCGCAGGGGCAGCUCCCGGCCGUGGCCUUCACCUUCUCCCGCGGGCGCUGCGAUGCACACGCAGCCGCCCUGGGCCGCAUUGACCUCAGCUCAGCCGCCGAGAAGGGACGCGUGCGGGGUUAUUGGGGGGUCGUGAAGGACCCCCCCAGCCCCGAGCUGCUCUCAGCCCUGCAGGAGCUGCUGCGCAUGGCAGGGGCGGCUGCGGGGGGGCUGCCCCUGCUGGACCCAGUGGGAGCCCUGCAGCUGCGGGACCCCCCUGCCGUGGAGGCAGCUGCCCGUGCCCGAAGCCUGGGGGCGGCCCUGGGGGGGUUUCGCUGUGUGCACGGCCCCCGCUUUCCCCAGCUGUACUCGCAGUUCGCUGCGCGGCGCCGGCUGCAGGCACAGGUGGAGCAGCUCCAGUACCAGCUGUCCGACCGCUCCCUGCUGCUGCUGCCCGAGUACCGGCAGCGCCUGGGCGUGCUGCAGGCUCUGGGCUACGUGGCCGACGGCGGUGCGGUGCAGCUCCCCGGGCGCGUGGCGGCGCUGCUGAGCUGCCACGAGCUGCUGCUGACCGAGCUGCUGCUGGGCAACGUGCUGAGCCCGCUGCGCCCCGAGGAGGUGGCCGCGCUGCUGUCCUGCACCGUGCACCCGGGCCGGGGCGAGCCGCCCCCAAAACUGCCUCCCAACCUGCAGCGGGGCAUGGAGCAGAUCCGCGCCGUGGCCGAGCGCGUGGGGCGGCUGCAGGAGGAGUGGGGGCUGCCCCAGAGCGCCGAGGACUACGUGGGGCAGUUCGGCUUCGGGCUGGCCGAGGUGGUGUACGAGUGGGCGCGCGGCAUGCCCUUCGCCGCUCUGGCCGCCCUGGCUCCGCUGCAGGAGGGCGCGGUGGUUCGCUGCAUUCAGCGCCUGGAGGAGCUGUGCCGGGAGCUGCGCCGCGCCGCGCGCAUGUUGGGCGACCCGGGGCUGGCGGCCACCAUGGAGGCGGCGAGCGGCUGCAUCAAACGGGACAUCGUCUUCGCCGCGAGUCUCUACAUUCAAUAAAGGCCGCGGGAUCCGC